AAAAAAAGAAAAAAGAUUAUAUCUUUCGUAAAGAAAAAUAUCUUAUAAGAUGUGAUACGAGGUGAUACGUUAAACUCCAUCCAUAAAGAAUUAUUAAAAAAUAUUAUUAAUGAUAUCACAUUCGUACGUUUACAUGUAAGAAUAUUAACUUACAUCAGGGGCAUACUCCAAAGUUAGUUCCAAUGGUGAUCCUUAAGGUGGCAUAAUUGAAACUUCGAUAAUUGAUUAUUUACAUCGAAAUCUGAAGAUCCUCUCGUUCGAUAUUAUCACAAACCGUCGAUUUUAUUUGUCCACCUGACAAGCUUUAUAGUUCGAAUAAAUAUUUUUUAAUAUAAUUGAAUGAAGCGCAGGAAGAUCGUUAUCUGAUAACAUUUAAGUUUCAGUCUUCAUAAAUAAUUACUACCUGCUUGAAAUCAUAUCUCUAUGAGUUGUUUAUAAUAAUUAAAAUAAAAAAAAAAAAACAAAAAAAAACAAAAAAAAAACAAAAAAAAAAGAAAACAAUUCCUUUUUUAUUUUAUUAACAAGAAAAGAAAAAAGAAAAAAAAAAAAAAAACAGAAAAAAAAAGUUCACGGAUUAUUCUUUGUGAUACGAGUUAAACAAAUUAUUCUGUAAAUAUAAAAUCGUAUAUUAUGCAAAUUUUAAAGUCAUUUCCCUAUAAUUAAAGUUUGUACAUAAAUCAAGAUUGUUCGAUGACCCCGCUAUGCUAAGCACUUUCUGUGGUAUUUCUUGAUAAACAGUAGAAUAAACUGUAUUACUAGACGUUGGCACUUUAGCUAAUGUUUCUCCUUGAUAAGUUAAAUGAUAUACAUGAGGUGCAGCACCAGCUGCUAUGAUACGUUCUUCAUAUAUAUGUGCAACAUGAAUUCCUUGAUCGGUAAGAUCAAAUACUGUGGCAGGUUCCAUUGUGCGCAUAUGCCAUAAAGAUAAACUAGGUCCGCCGCCACACAGCUAAAAAUAUUUAUGUUUUUCUUUUUUGUCUUUUUUAUUCAUUUCUUUUUCUCUCUUUUUUUUUUUUUUCUUUUUCUUUUUUUUUUUUUGGUUUGAAUAAUAACUAUUUAUUCGCUUGAUUUAUGAGAUGCCUUCAUGAAGGCAUAUAUAUAAAAUAAAGACUGAUCACGUACCAACCAAUCUUCCGUGAAAUCAACAGCACCUAUCCAUUUACCAAACUUUGGACGUGCCACUUUAUCUACCAUAUGUGGAUUCAAGAUAUUUGUAUUUUCUUUUUUACGUAAGUCCCAUAACCUAACUGAUCCAUCUUCGCUACUCGAUGCAAGUUGAUUGCCUCUAUAAUAAUACAAAUUCAUUGGAAAUAUUUCUAAACUAUUAUUCAGAUUCAUUAAUUCAUAUAAAAAGAAAUAGACUUACGCUAAAGAUAAACAAUGUAUAAAGUCUGUGUGACUUUGUAAAUUUCUAAGUAUUUUUCCUUCUUCCAAAUUUAUAACAUAAAUAUUAUUAUCUCCGCAACCGGCAUAUAAAAUAUUAUUUAAUUUGGAAUAUACCAUAAAAUUUACAUCAGGCUUUUCGUAACUAUCUCUAGAAAUAUUACAUACAAGUUAAAAAUCUUUUUAAUUUUCAUUAUUUCAUAUUCAUUGAAUGUUUUGAUAUUAUUAUACUUAUUAGCUGGAAUUUGAAUAACCCAUGAUGGUUUGCUCUUAGUAGCUUUACUAGAUGCAACUACUUUCCAAUCCCAUCCUGAUAUUUCACCGACUGUACCAAUAAUUAGAAAAUUAUUUGUUGCGAUCAUGCUUUCAACAUGUUGAUCAGGAUAGACGGUCGAACGAUAAUUAGGACCUUGCAAUUCAUUUUCUUCGACUUUAUGAGGUGUCAAAACUUUCGUUAAACUAUAUAAAUAUAUAUUAUAUAAUGAAAAUUAUACAUUCUUACCUAUUAUAUCUUAGUUUACUUAAAAAUAACAAACGAUCAUUGAAUUUCGUUUAUACAUAUACAAUUAACCUAUAUUAGAAAAUUUUUCAUAUUAUAAUUAAACUCACUCAAAUAUGGAUAUAUCACCGUAAAUAUUUCCUGCUGCAAGGUAAUUCCCAUCGGUUGAAAAAGUUUGCGAUAAUAUAGUAUUAUAAAAUAAUUUGUGAUCAAACAUUUUCACGAGAACUUCGCUUACCAACAAACACUAACUAUCCGCCAUCUAUAUAUGUGACGUCACAGAAGUAUCGAUGAUUCGAUAUUAAGACUGUUCAUUAUCGUUUAUUUCUUUAAUAAUUUUUACAUUAUCGAUAAUAACAGACAUAAUUUUUGAUUGAUUUUUAUUACAAUAUCAUUUUAAUGAUCAAAGUUUAAUCUUUUUCGUAUUUUUGAAAAAGCUUUAUUUUCUUUGUAAACAAUCGUAAAUAUAAAGAAUAGUAUUUUUCGAGAAUAAUCUAUGCACAAAUAAAAACCUUUUUCAAAAACUCGAGAAAAGUAUGAUCUAGAUUAAAUCUUCGUCUUUAAAUUGAGAUUUCUUUCAUAAAAAUUGAUCGAGAAUUAUUCCUUUCCUCGUUGAUGGCGUAAAUGAUGUUUACGACAUUUUUCGUGGAGAAAAAGUUUAAUACUGUGGCGCCCCUCGUAUAUUUGCGGCAAAUGAGAAGAAGCUCAUAUUUUCACUACGCGUCAAAUACUAAACUAUUUACUCUAACCUACACGAAACUAAUAGUUAUGUGUACGUGAGAGAAGCUUAUAUAUCGAUACAAUAGACACAUAGUGAGGAUAGCAUUCCCCAUUUGUAUUCCUAGUUCAUAUUUUGUCCAUACCUUGUGUCGCUAAAGUCGCACACAUGCUUCAAACAAAAUGUAAUGCAUAGCCUUAACGAUAUAGGUUACAUAUAAAUAGUAUAAUGUUUUCACAUCCCUUCCACAUGUAUGUUGCCAUAGUAAUAUUCGAAGUAUAAACAAUAAACACGCUGUAUUUAAUUAGAUUCAUUACUGACAGUCGAUACGUGUUAUUGAACGUAUCAUAAUUUAAAUUUCUCUAAUAUUUAUCUAAAUAUUAGAUUAUAUCAAUCUAUAAAUUAAUUAUUCAUUCAAUUUUAAUAGUUAAUCGUCAAUAAGAAUAAAUGAGUAUUAUAACUGCAAGGAAAUAUACGACGAUAAUAAUCGGACAAUAUUUAAUUUUAUUUUUCGAUAUUUGCGUUAAUUCUUUUGGAAGUUUCGCUAGGCAACAUCCAAUUAAUUUAUUAGUUCUUUAUGUCAUUCAAGAUUUUUGCCUUAUCGUAGCACUUACUAUACUUUUGGUUAACAUUUUCUCGACAUAUAUUUUUCAGGCAGGAUUAAUACAAUUAUUGUAUAUUCGAUUUCGUAUGACAUUAAUUGUCUGUAUUUUAUAUUUGGUAUUAAGUAUCAUUUUACAUACAUGGCAUAUUACAUUACAUUGGUCUAAUCCGUUAACACAUAAUUGGACAAAAGGAUUUCAUGCCAUAUUUGCUGUGCAUAGAAUAGUUUCAGUUUUCUAUUAUUAUUUCUAUAAGAGAGCAGCUUUAAAAAUUGCAGACCCAAAAUUGUAUGAAGGAUCCAGUUGGGUAGAAAAACAGUUGAGUCUUCUAUGAAUAUUUAUUUUCUUAUAAGGGAAAAUUUUUAAAUCUGAAGGAACUUUAUAUUUAUAUAAAAUACAUAUGAAUGGCCUAAAUCAACGCAAACAUUAUGUCCGAUUCUAUUUACAAGAUAAUCUCUCCGAAUGGCAUCAUUUAUUGAUAUUAUCAAGAUCAUAUAAGCAAUAUAUAAGACUAAUCACACUGUAUGGUUGCCAUGAAGGAAAAGUAA
Messenger RNA from Vespa velutina, 3750 nucleotides. Its product is annotated as transmembrane protein 138. The coding region runs from base 3048 to 3536 and encodes 162 amino acids. The record is from RefSeq and is a predicted model, not a curated record. Gene Ontology annotation, cellular component: cilium. NCBI's taxonomy places the organism in Eukaryota, Metazoa, Arthropoda, Insecta, Hymenoptera, Vespidae. The transcript is spliced from 5 exons.